AACGGAGAGCAUCUGCGGAAGCAGAUCCCGAAGGGCGCGGGUGGGCCUGUCCGAGUGUUGGGAUUUGAGCUUCGGCUGUUUGAACCCAGGAUCUCGAAAUGCAUGGUGAUUGCUGUCCAUUAGAUUGUAAGGUGUAUGUAGGUAAUCUUGGAAACAAUGGAAACAAGACUGAAUUAGAAUGGGCUUUUGGCUAUUAUGGACCACUCCGAAGUGUGUGGGUUGCUCGAAAUCCUCCUGGCUUUGCGUUCGUUGAAUUUGAGGAUCCCCGAGAUGCCGCUGAUGCUGUCCGAGAGCUAGAUGGAAGAACACUGUGUGGCUGCCGUGUGAGAGUGGAACUUUCGAAUGGUGAAAAGAGAGGUCGGAAUCGUGGCCCACCUCCCUCCUGGGGUCGUCGUCCUCCACCUCGGCGAAGAUCUCCAAGAAGGAGAAGCUUCCCUCGAAGCCGGAGCAGGUCACUUUCUAGAGAUAGGAGAAGAGAAAGGUCUCUGUCUCGCGAGAGAAAUCACAAGCCGUCUCGAUCCUUCUCUAGGUCUCGUAGCCGAUCUAGGUCAAAUGAAAGGAAGUAGAAGACCAGUUUGCAAAAGAAGUGAUGUACAGGAAAGAACUUCAUUUGACAGGAGUAUGUACAGGAAAUUCAAGUUUGUUUGAGACUUCAUAAGCUUGGUGCAUUUUUAAGAUGUUUUAGCUGUUCAAAUUUGUUUUGUCUCUUGGAACGGUGACAUACAACGAUGUAAUUCUCUAUGGUUCCAAGUGGAUCCUAGGAGGCAGGUAAUAUCAAGAAGUGUUACUUUACAAUGGUCCCUUAACCAAGAUUGAAUUUGCUUUGAACUUUAGUUUAGACUGAAAUAAACCUAGAUCCUGCCCAGUUAAAGUG
Peromyscus californicus insignis is the source of this 874-nucleotide messenger RNA. Its product is annotated as serine/arginine-rich splicing factor 3-like. Gene Ontology annotation, molecular function: RNA binding. The record is from RefSeq and is a predicted model, not a curated record. Gene Ontology annotation, biological process: mRNA splicing, via spliceosome. Gene Ontology annotation, cellular component: nuclear speck. The transcript has a single exon. The coding region runs from base 99 to 566 and encodes 155 amino acids. Lineage: Eukaryota; Metazoa; Chordata; Mammalia; Rodentia; Cricetidae.